AUGCCAAAUUUCAUGCCCUCCGAGCCCAUCGCAGUUGUUGGUAGCGGAUGUCGCUUUCCAGGUGGAGCGAAUGGAGCUUCAAAGCUCUGGGAGUUACUUGUCGAACCCAAAGAUCUACUACAGGAAGUUCCCAAAGAGCGCUUUGAUAGCGAGAACUUCUAUCACCCCAACGGAUCACAUCAUGGGAGCAGCAGUACUCAAAGCUCCUACUUCUUGUCCGAAGAUAUUACCAAGUUUGAUGCUCGGUUCUUUGGUAUCAAGGCCAUCGAAGCAGAUGCCAUGGAUCCGCAGCAACGCCUCCUCCUCGAAACUGUGUAUGAGUCCAUGGAACAUGCAGGCAUCUCCAUCAGCCAGCUGCGCGGUUCUAACACGGCUGUCUAUGUUGGACUGAUGUGCGGUGACUACGAAACGCUACUUUUGCGUGACCUGGAUCAAAUUCCGCAAUAUCACGCUACAGGCAUUGCCCGCAGUCUGAUCUCCAACCGGAUCUCGUACUUUUUCGACUGGCACGGACCAUCUAUGACCAUCGACACGGCCUGCUCGUCAAGUCUUGUUGCUGUUCAUCAGGCGGUGCAGGUAUUGCGAAGCGGUUCUUCUCGCGUGGCCGUUGCGGCAGGUUCAAACUUGAUUUUGGGCCCGGAGAAUUAUAUCAGCGAGAGCAACCUGAACAUGCUAUCACCCGAUGGACGAUCCCGGAUGUGGGAUGCAAAAGCCAAUGGAUACGCGCGUGGAGAAGGUAUCGCAUCUGUUGUAUUGAAGACGCUCAGCGCGGCGUUGGAGGAUGGCGACGAGAUCGAAUGCAUCAUUCGCGAAACGGGCGUCAACCAGGAUGGCCAGACCAAUGGUAUCACUCUGCCCAGUGCCAUGGCGCAGGUCGACCUGAUUCGCAAUACCUAUGAAAGGGCUGGGCUGGAUCCUUUGGACCCCGCUGGCCGCUGUCAAUUCUUCGAAGCUCAUGGCACUGGAACUCCGGCUGGUGAUCCCCUUGAGGCUCGGGCGAUCAGUACCGCUUUCUUCCCAAAGGCACAACCGGGAGAUAUCCAACAAGAACUUCUUGUCGGAUCCAUCAAAACAGUAAUCGGUCACACCGAAGGCACAGCGGGACUUGCUGGGUUGUUGAAGGCGUCCUUAGCUGUCCAGCACGGCAUUGUUCCUGCGAAUUUGCUCUUUGAUGAACUCAGCGCCACUGUGGCACCGUUCUAUAGUAAUCUGCGCAUUCCAUCCCAGGGAACUCCUUGGCCUACCCUGGCAAAGAAUGUUCCUCGCCGAGCUAGUGUCAACAGUUUCGGUUUUGGCGGUACUAAUGCCCAUGCAAUCAUCGAAAAUUAUGUACCGGCCCAUUCACUCCAGAAAACUGACCCCGGCUCCGUUGUUAUUCCAUUUGUUUUCUCUGGCAGUUCCGAAGCUUCCGUCAUGACUCUUUUGGAUUCGUACGCAUCGUUUCUUCAGGAUAAUCCAACCCUCAACCCGCAAGACUUGUCCUGGUCUCUCCACGCACGAAGAACGAAGCUUCCAUUCAAGACUGCGAUUUCAGCCAGAGAUACCGACAGUCUGCAAAGGGGGCUCCAAGAAAAAAUCAAGGCUAGUCGUGUAAACUCGGAAGCGACAGUCAGCGUUCGCACUGCCGGCUUAUCCUCUGAUGGACGGCGUAUUUUGGGAGUAUUCACAGGCCAGGGCGCCCAAUGGUCCGGCAUGGGAAAACAUCUCAUUGAACUGUCAAGCUUCUGCCGAGACUUCAUUUCCACACUCGAGCAAAGUCUGAAUGAUCUUCCUGAAUUUGAACGGCCUAGUUGGUCGCUGGUUGGCGAAAUGUUGGCCCCUGACGAAACUAGCCGAGUCCGCGAGGCAUUUAUCUCACAACCAUUGUGCACAGCAGUGCAGUUACUCUUGGUGGAACUGCUUCGCAGCGCUGGCAUUCGGUUCACUGCUGUUGUCGGACACUCAUCUGGUGAGAUCACCGCAGCCUAUGCUGCAGGAUUCAUCUCAGCCACAGACGCCAUUCGAAUUGCCUAUUUCCGUGGACUUCAUGCAUCCAAUGCACAAGGCGCGAACGGAGAAAGAGGUGCCAUGCUUGCUGUCGGUACUUCGAUGGAAGAUGCUCAGGAGCUCUGUGACCUCCCAGACUUCCAAGGCCGGAUCAAGGUCGCGGCUUGCAACUCUUCCUCUAGUGUCACACUCUCUGGUGACGAAGAGACGGUGAACCAGGUGCAAGCAGUGCUAGAAGACGAGCAGAAAUUUGUCCGACGGUUGGUAGUGGACAAGGCUUAUCACUCGCACCAUAUGGAGUCUUGUUCGGCAGCGUAUCUUGAAUCUAUUGAGCGCUGCAAGAUCACUGUUCACGAUCAGGUGGAUGGGUCUUGUUGUUCAUGGUAUUCCAGUGUGUAUUCCGGUCAAAGGAUGCAGCCCAGCGCUGAGCUGGGAACCCGUUACUGGGUUGAGAAUAUGGUGCGACCCGUUCUAUUUUCGCAAGCCAUCGAAUCCGCCAUCUCAGCCACAGAAAGAUUCGACAUCGCAGUGGAGGUUGGACCUCAUCCUGCUCUGAAGGGACCUGCAUCUCAGACCCUUGUAGAGUCUGGGCUGCAAGUUCCCUACACCGGGACACUGCGCCGUGGACAAAACGACAUCGAGGCCAUGGCAGAUGCUCUUGGUCAAUUGUGGAUCUCUGUCCCCGAGGUUUUAGAACUACAAUCUUACGAAAUCCGCUUACGAGGCGAGUUUACCCACCGGCUCGUCAAAGGGCUGCCAAGUUACCCUUGGAUGCAUGAUCGCUCUUACUGGCAUGAGUCCCGGAUCUCCAGGGCGCUCCGAACACGGAAGCGGGCCGAACACGAACUACUUGGCCGCCAGAGUGUUCAUGGAACCACCCGCCAACUCCAAUGGCGCAAUAUACUGCGAGCCGUGGACAUUCCGUGGAUCAGUGAACAUCGCCUUCAGGGUCAAUCUGUCUUCCCUGCGGCUGGAUACAUUGUCCUUGCAAUUGAGGCGGCUCGAACCAUCACCGAGGGGAAUCCCAUCCAGUUGAUCGAAGUGCAAGAUUUCAUAAUUCGGCAAGCGUUGACCUUUGCCACUGAUACCACCGAAGUCGAGACUGUGUUCUCCUUGGUCGAUGUUCAACGAAAUGAACAUCAAAUCGAUGCCUCAUGGGAAUAUCACGCCGCCUGGGGUAAUGAUCGCGAGGACUUGGUGCUGUUGGCUCAAGGCAGAGUCACUGCGACCCUGGGAGAGAGUCAAGGUGCAAUCCUUCCGCAAAAGCCAGGUGAUGUUCCCAAUCUUAACUCUCUCGAUUCGGACCGUUUCUAUUCCACUAUGGCAGAUAUUGGAUAUGGAUACUCUGGACCUUUCCGAGCUCUCUCCUCACUGCGACGCUGUUUAGGAGCUGCUCGUGGACAUGUAGCAAACGCCCAGACCGGGGAGUUCAAGGGCCCGUACUUGGUUCAUCCUGCCUCCCUUGACGCUGCAUUCCAAUCUAUCAUCUUGUCUUUCUGUCUCCCCGAUGAUGGCCGUCUUUGGUCCCUUCAUGUGCCCCUCCGCAUGAAAAGAUUGCGCAUUGAUCCGCUUCUGUUCACUACCCAAUCGCCGAAUAAUCCACAAAUGGAGUUCGCAUCGGGUCUCACCGAUAAUGAGGAUUCCACAAUCAUCGGUGAUGUUGAUCUCUCAUUUCCUGGAACUGAAGAUGUUGCACUCCAGGUCGAAGGACUGCAGUGUGUGCCAUUUUCCCCCGUCACCCCAGCAGACGAUACUCCGAUGUUUACUACCGUCGAGUGGGUAGAGGCGGAUCCUAAUGCAGAAAUUGUUACUUUUGAUGGACAGCCUAGGGAGAAGGAACUGGAAAUCGCGACGAUUUCGGAGCGGCUGUCGCUCUACUAUAUCCGCCUCUGGAAUGAAGAAAUCCCCGUCAGUCACCCCGCUCGAACGGAGGGUCCAUAUAAGGGCAUGUUCAAUUUUGGAAACACUGUUUUGUCUCGUGUCCGUGCAGGAGAGCAUCCUUACGCAAAGAAGGAGUGGCUGGAUGACACACCGGAGGUCAUCUCCAAAUUCAGUGCAAAAUAUCCGGACAGUCUGGAUCUACAGAUGAUUCAUGCUACCGGGCAAAACUUUGCCGCAGCGAUUCGCGGUGAAACCACAAUCCUCAAUCACUUGAAGAAGGACAAUUUAUUGGAUCGAUAUUAUGAGGAGGGGCUUGCCUUUCCGACUUAUACCAAGUACCUCGCUCGAGUCGUAUCUCAAGUAGCUCAUGCGUAUCCACACUUGAACAUCCUUGAAAUUGGUGCCGGUACUGGCGGUGCAACCAAGGGCAUCCUAAAGCAGAUUGCUGGCAAGUUCGAUUCAUAUACCUUCACCGACAUUUCCUCUGGAUUCUUCGAUACAGCUAAAGAACGAUUCACUGGUCAUGCGGAUAAAAUGGUGUUCAAGGUUCUGGAUAUUGAAAAUGACCCAAUUCAGCAGGGAUAUAAGGCACAAACCUAUGACUUGGUUAUUGCGUCCUUUGUCCUGCAUGCGACAGUCAAUCUCGAAAAGACAAUGAACAAUGCUCGUCGUCUGUUGAAGCCGGGUGGAUAUCUGCUGCUUCUUGAAAUGACCAACAACGACCCCAUCCGUACGGGUGCCAUUUUUGGUACUCUUCCUGGUUGGUGGCUUGGGAUGGACGACGGCCGUGUUCUGUCUCCUUGCAUUACAGCCGCUGAAUGGGAUUCGCUGCUGUGGCAAACUGGAUUUGCUGGAAUUGACACUUUAACUCCCGAUCUUGAUCCUCUCCCAUUCCCUUGUUCAUUGAUUGCCGCCCAGGCCGUCGACGAUCGGGUGAGCUUCCUUCGUCAACCACUGGCCACGCCAGCCGCCCUGCUCCCAGCUGGUUUCCCAAUCCCAGAGCUUGUUAUCCUCGGUGGUCAAUCGACCAAGGCAUCUCGUCUUGUAGGCGAGCUUCGGAUGCUACUACGUCACUACUGUGACAAAGUGACAUGGGUCAAGGAUGUCUCGAAAAUCGACAAUAACUCUAUCUCGCCUUCUAGCGUCGUCCUUUCUCUGGCCGACUUUGACAGCCCUGUAUUUAAAUCACUCACACCAGAAGCCUUCGAAGGCCUAAAGACGCUGUUCGGCGAGGCUGGCAGGGUGCUAUGGAUUACCCACAAUUCACGACUUGAGCCGUGGACGAAUAUGCUUGUUGGGUUUGGACGGACCCAGCUCUGCGAGAAUCCGCGGCUGACGCUGCAGUUGAUUGAUUUCCCCACUCUGAACGAAUGCAGUAGUCAACUUCUUGUCGAGAAUCUUCUUCGCUUUGCUGUCACCAGUCUUUGGUCUGAGACGGAAAGCAACACUGAUGUCUUCUGGCCCUUGGAACCUGAAUUGGUCUUUGAGAGUGGAAAGAAACUAGUACCACGCAUGCUUUUGGAUCAGAGCCGCAAUGACCGGUACAAUGCAUCCAGAAGAAGGAUACACAAUAUCGUUGACUUGCGCAAACAGUCAGUUUUCAUUGGGAAAUCAGGAAUUGACUCGUCGAACGUUCUUCGAGAAGCACAUCUGCCCACUGUCCAGGGUGCAACAGAGGGAAUAACAGUCAACGUUACGCAUUCAACAUUACGUCCCUUCAGGAUUAACUACACGGCGUACUACAUUGUACUGGGCAGCGUUUCUGGCACUUCUCGCUCGGUUGUGGGAUUGGCAACAGUCAAUGGCUCCACCUCAAGAGUUGACGAGGGUCUUUAUCUACCUUGCGAUGUCCCUACAGGAAAGGAAAGCACUCUGCUCUCAGCUUUGGAAAGCCACCUGAUCGCUACAAGUAUCUUGUCAAGCCAAGAGCCAGGGGAAAACCUUGUAGUGCAUGAACCAACCCCGAUGCUAGCAGCAGUGCUCUCUCGCUACGCAGCCGCUGGCGGAAAGUCGGUGAUUUGCACAUCAAGGACUCGCCAGGAAGACCCAACCAUCCGGUUCAUUCACGCUCUCUUGUCUACUCGCGAAAUCAUGGAGCGCCUUCCAAAGGGCCGUUCGCUUUUAAUCGACUUGACAGAAACAUCAUCAGUAUUCCCUUCCAUUCCACAGAAUUACCGACACGAGGACCUACGCUCGAUUCUCCAGAAGGGCAUUCUUUUGCCAAACCCAAUACUAAGACAGGUGGCCAACAUAUCCGACAUACUGUCUGCUGCCAUAAAGGAAUUUAAAGACGGAGCAUACACUACAGAGGGACUGGAGGUCAUUUCCCCUGCUGAUGUGCCAUCGCGCAAUCCCAACCACCUUGCAGCGGUUAUUGACUGGACUUGCACAAAUAUUGUCCCAGUGAAUGUUGAUCCUAUAGAUACCCUCAUACAGUUUGAUACCGACAAGACCUAUUGGCUUUGUGGUCUUUCUGGAUCUCUCGGUGUCUCUCUGUGCCAGUGGAUGAUUCGCCACGGCGCAAAGUAUAUUGUCCUGUCGAGCAGACGGCCCCAGAUCAGCGAUAAUUGGCUUCAGAGUACGAAGGAACUGGGAGCAACAGUCAAAGUGAUUCCCUGUGAUGUUACGAGCCGGAUCGACGUUGAAGGAGUUUACAAUACUAUCAAGAACAGCCUCCCUCCAAUUGCUGGCGUCACUCAGGGAGCCAUGGUUUUGGAAGAUACCACAACGAGUGAGAUGUCCUUUGAAGUAUUCAUGAAGGUCGUUCGACCAAAAGUGGAGGGCGCGAUUAACCUCCAGGCUGUGCUCUCAAACGUGAAUCUCGAUUUCUUUGUCUUCUUCUCUUCGACGACUGGAGUCAUUGGGAACUUUGGUCAAUCCAACUAUACCGCCGCAAACGAAUUCCUGGCUAGUCUGGCCGCUCAGCGCCAAGCAGCCGGUCUGGCCGCCUCCGUUAUUAAUAUUGGCCCAGUUCUGGGCGUAGGCUACGUUGCCCGGGAGGCAAGUCAAGCCGUACAGGAUGAUCUUCGUCGCAGUGGCUUCAUGUUUGUGUCGGAGAGAGAUGUCCAUCAACAAUUUGCGGAGGGCGUUUUGUCUGGCCGCGCGGACUCGGGACAAUGCAUCGAGAUUACCACAGGCCUUCGGCCGGUCAAUGGAGAAGUGACUCAUAAGCCUACUUGGUUUGAUAAUCCCAAGUUCGGUCACCUGGUGAUCCGAGAGUCCUCAUCAACCCUGGCCACGGAUGGUGCCAAGUCCGAAUUGUCUGUCAAGGGACGCCUGGCAAAAGCUAGCGGAACUGAAGAGGCGCGUUCCAUUAUUCUGGAGAGCUUGGUCCAGAAACUCGAGACGUUGCUACAGCUGGAAGUGACCGAGUCUGGGGGGGUUGAAGCAGUUGCUUCACUGCGGACCGAUGAAAUCGGUGUUGAUUCUCUCGUUGCAGUCGAAAUUCGCUCAUGGCUGCUAAAGAACCUCCAAGUCAAUGUUCCAGUUUUACAGAUUCUCAGUGGAAUCGCCAUUGGAGAUAUCGUGAACCAUACACUUCAAGAGCUCCCCGUGGAGUUGAUCCCUAACAUGAUGAACUCCUCCUCAACAGAAAGUACGCCCGGCGAGACUUCUGAUGGACAAAGUGAUUCCACGCCAGACUCCACUCCCGCGCCUGAGACUGCGUCUGAACGUGCCGAAUCCUCGUCCGGUGCUUCCGCUACAACAUCUCCCGAGCCAGAACCGGCAGCAACAAUGAUCAGGAAGCCUAAAAUUGUACGCGAAGAGCCUCUUUCCUUUUCUCAAUCCAUGUUUUGGUUCGUCAAAAAUUAUAUCCAUGAUCCCACCACUUUGAACCACACCGGUGUCUUUCAUCUGAGCGGCGACUUACGAGUUCAUGAUGUAGAACGGGCAGUCGCGAUCGUUACCCAGCGCCACGAAUCUUUGAGGUCCUGCUUUUACACAAAUUCGAGCCAGGAUAUCGUCCAGGGAAUUAUGGAGACCUCGGUCAUUGGGCUGGAGAAGAAGAGCAUUAAUCAGGUUUCCGACCUGUGGGAGGAGGUUGAACGCGUGAAGGCCCACAUCUAUCGACUUGAGGACGGCGAAACCCUACGUGUCCUGUUACUUUUCAAUCCCUUCACCAGGGAGAAAUACUUGAUAAUUGGAUGUCAUCAUAUCAGUUUUGAUGGUGUCAGCCAGCAAGUUUUCAUGUGUGAUUUAGAGAAAGCAUACAAUGGUCAAAAUUUGGGACCAGAGCCUCUUCAAUUCCCAAACUAUGCAAAGAGUCAACUGCAGGACCAAAGUUCCAACAAAUGGUCAGCCCAGCUCGCGUUCUGGAAGCAGAUAUUCCCGGAGAUCCCCCCGGCUCUGCCAUUACUUCCCCUGACCGAGAUCACAACGAGACCGCCGAUAGAAAAUUACGACGUCCAUGCGGUCUCGGUACGUCUCGACCUCUCCUUCUGUAAAACGAUGCAAUCCGUGUGCCGCAAAUAUAGUUCGACACCAUUCCAUUUCUACAUGGCUACAUUCACGGCUCUUCUCCAUCGCUACGCGGGAUUGGACACAAUUUGUAUUGGAAUUGCAGAUGCAAACAGAAAUGAUCCUGGCGCAAUGGAGAGCAUCGGCCCAUUCCUCAAUUUGCUUCCAUUGAUUUUCCACCCCAGUGCUCAGCAGAAAUUCUAUGAGCUAUUAAGAGACACACGCAGCAAAGCAUACCUGGCAUUAGCGAACGGAGCUGUGCCAUUCGAGAUCGUGCUUCAAGAACUUGGUGUUCUGAGAGAUGUAACUUACAGCCCACUAUUCCAAGCCUUCGUUGACUAUCGCCAGGGGGCUCGUGAAAAACAGGCCUUCGGCAAUUGUCAGAUGGACUUGUUGCGCUUUGAACCCGGAAAAGCUGCAUAUGACAUAAGCUUGGAUAUAAUUGACAAUCCCGGUGGUGACUGCCUUCUAACUUUCUACAUCCGAAAGAAUCUGUACAGCCGUCACGCGGCUGAGGUCUUGACCAACAGCUACGUCGAGAUUCUUACGGCCUUUGCCAGCCAACCAGAUGCGACUUUGAGCCAGCCCAAGCUCUUCAAAAAGGUGGACAUUGAAAGAGCCAUUGAAAUUGGAACUGGCCCGAUUAUCCCUACUAAUUGGAGUUCGACCCUGCCCCAUCGUGUAUGGGAGAUUGUUGGGGAAUAUCCGGAGGAUCUUUCCAUGAAGGAUGGCGGAGGCACAGUUCUCACAUAUGGCGACAUGGGACAACGCGUGAUAUCGAUCGUUGCUGUACUUCUGGGUGCGGGAAUUGGUAAAGGACAGCUGGUCUCUGUAUAUCACGAGCCCACUGUUGAUGCUGUGUGCUGCUUACUCGCUGUGCUACAUGUCGGAGCGAUUUAUGUUCCCCUCGAUCGCAGCAUCCACACGUCUCGACUGGCUGCCAUGGUCUCCAACCUCGAUCUGAAAGCGAUUGUGGUAGACGAGGAAUCCAUCACGGAUAUCUCCAGUUUCAAUACACAUGAUGUACUGGUUAUCGACACAUCGCAGAUUACUUCAACCAACAAUACCUGGUUUCCAAUUGCUGCAUCUCCCGAUUGCGUGGCGGCGAUUCUUCAUACGAGUGGUUCCACAGGAGUCCCCAAAGGGAUCAUGCUUACGCAUCAAAAUCUUGUGAACGAAGUCGAGUGCUCAUCACAGGUGUAUGGAUUUGAACGAGAAACUGUGUUACUACAGAGCUCACUGGGCUUUGACAUGUCGUUGACACAAGUUUUCACCGCCGUUGCCUACGGGGGUACUUUGGUUAUAGCACCACGCCGGUACCGAGGUGACGCAGUCGGUUUAACCCAGCUCGUCAUCGAUGAGGAUAUUUCUUUCACUGGUGCCACACCCUCUGAAUAUUUGAGCUGGCUCAGCCACGGAGACAUCUCUUGCUUGCGAGCUUCCAAGUGGAAGAUCGCCCUCGCGGGCGGAGAACAAAUUACGGAAUCUCUGUUGAAGCGCUUUGGUGCCCUGAAUCGACCAGACCUACGAUUAUUUAAUGCCUAUGGGCCAACGGAAAUCACUUGUUCCUCCAACAAGAUGCACGUAUCGUAUUCACCACGCGAUAUCAUGGAUCUGAGUGGAAAUCGAAUUGCGGCUGGUCAACCUAAGCCGAACUCUGCAGUCUACAUUCUUGACGAUGAUCUUCAGCCGCUUCCCUUGGGGAUGUCAGGGCAGAUUGCAGUCAGCGGAGCUGGUGUCUCAGCUGGAUACAUCAACGACGACAACUUGACAAGGGAAAAGUUUGUAGUCGAUUCAAUCAAUUCAGACGGCAACUCCUCAAGUCGCAUGUAUCUCACUGGUGAUGUCGGAAGAUGGCGAGAGGACGGAACUCUGGUUGUUGAAGGCCGAAUUGCUGGGGAUACCCAAAUCAAACUACGUGGUCUGCGGAUUGAUCUCCAAGAUGUCGAACGAGCAAUUCUGGAUGUCUCAAGCGGGGUUUUGACAAAUGCGGCCGUUUCUUUGCGCAGAGCCAAUGACUCCGAGGUGGACUUCCUGGUUGCCUAUGUCGUGUUCUCAAAUGCAUUCGCAGACGAGAAACGUCACGAAUACUUGAGUAAGGUUCCAUCAAUGCUUCCACUGCCCCAAUAUAUGUGGCCCGCAGCGGUCAUUGCCAUGGACAAGCUACCCAUGAAUUCGUCGAUGAAGAUGGACAGGAGACAUCUCAGUACUCUCCCCUUGUCCGCUAGUCACUGCCCUCAGCGACCAACGAGCCAGGUGGAGCUUACUGCAACAGAGCAGAAGCUGCAGCAGACCUGGAAAAAGGUGAUACCGAGAGAUAUUGCUCCACAGAGUAUCUCCAGUGACACAGAUUUCUUCCUCGUUGGAGGCUCUUCCCUAUUGCUAUUGCAUCUGCAGGCAAGAAUUCGGGAUGAUUUCGGGACUACUUUGCCUUUGAUUCAACUGUUCCAAGCUAGCACAUUGCGCCUCAUGGCUGCAAAAAUGGAAUUCAAUCCCUCUCCCAAAGUACCGGAGCACAUCGACUGGGAGCAUGAAUCUGACCCAAAUCCAGAUAUCCAGGUUGAAGCCUCUUCUGCGGCUUGUUCAGUGACAUAUCCAGCUAGAGUAGUGGUGCUAACCGGCGCCACUGGCUAUGUUGGAACCGGCUUGCUGCAGGCCUUGCAAAAUGACAUUAGCAUUACCACCAUCUAUUGCAUCGCUGUCAGAGGCGGCAAAGACCGAGAUCUGCCCAGGGGCUCGAGCAAGGUCGUCAUUUUCAAUGGAGAUCUCACCCAGCCUAAGUUGGGACUCUCCGAAGCGGAUGCUGAUAAGAUUUUUAACACAGCAGACGCGAUCAUACACAAUGGGGCCGAUGUUUCUCAUCUCAAGUCCUACCGCAGUCUCAAAGCUGCGAAUUUUGAGGCUACUUCAAAGCUCAUCCAAUUGGCCUUGAGCCGCCACAUACCCUUCCACUUCGUCUCCACUGCAGGCGUGACCUUUUUUUCCCAGCGAGCCGUCUUCGGAGAGGAGUCCGUGUCAUCUUACCUGCCGCCUGCAGAUGGGCUGGACGGGUACACUUCUUCCAAAUGGGCGAGUGAACGAUAUCUUGAGAAGAUUCAUGAUCGGUUCGGGCUCCCCAUUACCAUUUAUCGGCCAAGCAGCAUCUCUCAUGAGGAUGCCACGGAAACUCUCGAGCUGAUGCCGAACCUUCUCCGCCUCUCCCGAAUGUUGCAGGCAGUGCCGGUCUCACCUCAACUCCGCGGUAGCUUGAACAUCGUUGCACUAGACACAGUCGUUGACGGGAUCAUGAAUGAACUUCACUUGUCCCCAUCUGCUUCGAAACCGCAACUGAAGUAUACAAAUCUAAUUGGGGGUUCUGAUAUUCCGUUCUCGGAAUUAAAGGAAUACAUUGAGAGGGAGACUGGAGUUGAGGCCCAGGUUCUCCCCCUGCCGAAUGGGCUAAGAGAGCAGAGAAUUUGGGUCUUCCAGCUGUGGUCGGAGCGUUUUUUACAAAUCUUGAGAAUAGCGACCCUGUCGUUUUCCCUCGGCUUACACAUGGGCUCUGACUUAUGCAUGUAUCUAAUUGAGGAAUCAAUCUCGGGAGGAAUAUUUGGUAUGAGGGGGUUUGGUCGACGUGUUUAG
Messenger RNA from Penicillium nucicola, 11946 nucleotides. RefSeq names its product polyketide synthase/peptide synthetase. Bases 1 to 11946 code for a protein of 3981 amino acids. Gene Ontology annotation, biological process: secondary metabolite biosynthetic process; fatty acid biosynthetic process. Lineage: Eukaryota; Fungi; Ascomycota; Eurotiomycetes; Eurotiales; Aspergillaceae. The transcript has 5 exons. Gene Ontology annotation, molecular function: fatty acid synthase activity; phosphopantetheine binding; 3-oxoacyl-[acyl-carrier-protein] synthase activity. The record is from RefSeq and is a predicted model, not a curated record.